This is a messenger RNA of Anolis sagrei ordinatus, 5492 nucleotides long. It is a transcript of the gene PDXDC1, whose product is annotated as pyridoxal dependent decarboxylase domain containing 1. Gene Ontology annotation, biological process: carboxylic acid metabolic process. Gene Ontology annotation, cellular component: intracellular membrane-bounded organelle. Gene Ontology annotation, molecular function: pyridoxal phosphate binding; carbon-carbon lyase activity. Lineage: Eukaryota; Metazoa; Chordata; Lepidosauria; Squamata; Anolidae. The record is from RefSeq and is a predicted model, not a curated record.
AAUGUACCAAGUGGUGAGGGGCGCUCAGGGCACGCUCCGGGGAUUUGACAGUGAUCGACCAAAACAACAACCACCGCAAGAAACUCUCCUGUCAUUAGUGGGCUCUUCUAAUUCUGUAAAAAUUGGAAUUGGGGGAGAGGUGUCCCCUUUUUAAAAUUUUGGUACAUUCCUCCCAAUCCGUUCUGAAGCACCUGCUUAUCAAAUCAGCUACGAAAGCUUGAGAGGGCCUCAAAGUCUUUGCCGCGUUGUUUCCUAGGUGAACGCGCCAGUGCUUUUUUUUUUUCUUCCUUUCCUGACAGGAGCUGCUACGGAAGCCUGCGAGGGUCGUAAAUCCUCCCUCGGAGUUGUUUCCUAGGCGAGCGCGCCAGUUCUCUUCCGUCAGCGCUGCCAACGUGGAGCCGGGUGAGGAAGGCGGAAGUCCUCGAGGAGGAGGCAGGCCAUGGAGGGCGCCCGGGAGGAGAAGGGCAAGAUGGUUGAUUCUACCUUAGCAGAAAUGGGAAAGAAUCUCAAUGAGGCUAUGAAGCUGCUUGAAGAUAAUCAAAGGAAAGUGGAGGAAGAAAAUGAAAAAAAGUAUACAAGAAAAGAUAUUCCUGGUCCACUUCAAGGCAGUGGGCAAGACAUGGUAAGCAUUCUGCAGUUGGUUCAAAACCUUAUGCAUGGAGAUGAGGACGAAGAAUCACUACAGUCUUACCGGCUUCAGAAUGUUGGCGAAAAGGGUCACAUGGCUCUUUUAGGACACAGCCUGGCGGCUUACAUUUCAGUGCUGGACAGAGAGAGGCUGAGAAAACUUACAACUAGGAUCCUUUCCGAUACAACUUUGUGGCUUUGUAGGCUCUUCAGAUUUGAAAACGGCUCAGCAUAUUACCAUGAAGAUGACCGUGACGGCAUUCUAAAAAUCUGCAGACUUGUUAUUCAUUCACGCUAUGAAGACUAUGCUACCGAAGGCUUUAAUGUACUAUAUACCAAACAACCAGUGAUAUACAUUAGUUCUGCAGCCAGGUCCGGCUUAGGCCAGUCUCUUUGCAAUCAGCUUGGCUUACCCCUCUCGUGCAUGUGUCAUGUGCCUUGUAACACUAUGUUUGGUUCUCAGCAUCAAAUGGAUGUUGCAUUAUUGGAUAGACUGAUUAAGGAUGACAUUGAAUCUGGGAAGCUGCCAAUAUUACUAGUGGCCAAUGCUGGUACGCCAGGAGCAGGCCAUACUGACAAGCUGGGCCGAUUGAAAGAACUCUGUGAGCAGUAUAGUAUGUGGCUACAUGUAGAAGGGGUAAACUUGGCCACCUUGGCUUUGGGCUACGUCUCCUCAUCUGUACUGACAGCCACGAAAUGUGACAGCAUGACCCUGACUUUAGGGCCCUGGCUGGGUCUCCCGGCUGUACCCGCAGUGACGCUUUACAGACACGAGGAUCCGUCUUUGUCUUUAGCAGCAGGCCUGACCUCCAGCCAGGCAGUGGACAAGCUCCGUGCUCUGCCCCUAUGGCUCUCCUUGCAAUAUCUUGGACACAACGGGAUUGUUGAAAGGAUAAAGCAUGCAUCUCAGUUGAGUCAAAGACUGUUGGAAAACUUGAAGAACCAGGAUUUCAUUAAAACCUCGGUUGAAGAUGAACUUAGCUCUCCUGUGGUGGUUUUCAAAUUUUCCCCAGAAUAUCUGCAUAAAGAUUCAGAUCACAUGUUACAAACUACACAAAUACCUCCAAUGACUGGAAAUGAGAGAUAUAUCUGUGAUACUUUUAAUCAGUGGCUGGGAGACCAGUUGGCCCAGUUGGUGCCUGCCAGUGGGGUCGACAUUGUGGAACUGGAGGAUGAAGGCACCUGUGUGCGUUUUAGCCCAUUAAUGACUUCUGCAGUUUUAGGAACAGAAGUGCAAGAUGUCGACCAGCUGGUGGACUGCUUGAAAAUGAAGGUCCCGGUGCUGACCUGCACCCUGCAGCUAAGAGAUGAAUUUGAGCAAGAAGUGAGAAGGACCACCAGCCUGACUUUUGUUGAAGAUCUCAGCUGGCCUGGACUUGGAAUCAUUAGGUAUGAGGGACAGAAUGAAGACAAACAAGAAAAAGACUUAGAAAAGAUUAACAGUGGACUUCUGAAAAAACUGAACGAGCUAGAAUCAGAUCUGGUGUUUUCUUUAGGUCCAGAAUUUGGAGGGGAGAAAAACUGUAUUUAUAUUGGGAUGGCCACAGAGGAUCUGGAUGUUUCUGAGCUCGUUGAGACUAUUGCAGCAACAGGCCGUGAAAUUGAAGAAAAUUCAAGGCUGCUGGAAAACAUGACCGAAGUUGUUCGGAAAGGCAUAGAGGAAGCGCAGGUUCAGCUGCAGAAAGCGAAUGAGGAAAGGCUCUUGGAAGAGGGCCUGCUCCGACAGAUCCCUGUAGUUGGCUCUGUGCUGAACUGGUUUUCCCCGUUCCAUGCUUCACCGAAGGGACAAACAUUUAACCUGACAGCGGGUUCUUUAGAGUCAACAGAAUCAACAUACGCUUCUAAAGCACAGGGCAGUGGGACCACCCCACCUCCAACCCCGACUUCAAGCCGUAAUAAGCAAAGGUAUCCUGGACAAAAGCGGUUUAGGAGGUCUUUGAGGAACUCGGACACGUUCAGUGAGACCAGCUCUGUGAGUCACAUUGAUGACUUGGACCGUGGAGAACCGCGGUGGCCCAGCGCUUCCCCAGUUGGGCAAGAAGGAAGUCCUGAGCCGGCAGAGCAGAGCGGGCCUCUGGCAACGGAAACAACGAUGGAGACCCCAGCAGGGAAGCCCCCGACUCUGGUGGGAGCCAAUGGCACUCAAUCAGAACAAGAAGUGAGUUUAAGAUAAAAACGGAGACUCUGCAUAUGAUGGCUUUGUACAGAAAUGCACUCUCUAUAGCAGGAUCAUUUAACAAGACAUUUCAAAUGUCAACGGUGCCACAGUUAGUGAAGGAAUACCAACUGUUAAUACACAAAUGGAGAUCUGGUACAGAGGCUAGCAAAAGGAUGGUUUCCUCUUCCUGUUUGCCUUCUUUGUGGGGUUUUGUUUCCACUCUACACUCUAAUGAUGGUUCCUCAUCCUUUGUUCAUAUUGUCAAGGGUUGUGUUUGCAUAGCUUUGCCCCUUUGCAACUAACAGUGAGGUCUUGACUCCAGGCAGCAUCUUAAUGAAGGAUUUUUUGGGGGUAUUUUUCAAAAUAUAUUUUAUUCUGACAUCUCUUGGGUUAUUUUCAUUUGAAUUAUUACUUUCACUCGAUGCUUUCUGGGAAGAUGUAUAUUAAAAUGGGUUUAAAUCUGCUCAAUAACCCUGUCGAUUUCAGCUCUCCUAUUUUGAAAUGAUUGCAAUUAUCAUCACUGACCUUAUAUUUGUGUUUCGAAAUGCUCCAAAUUCUCCACGAUUUAGCCUCAGGUGAUGCCUGGGCACUGCUUAUGGAAUGUUUUAAAUCUCCCGGCUGCAGAAUUACAGAAGUCUUAUCAAGAUAGUAUGAAAUCUUACCUAACUGAAACGGCCGACUUGCUAAAUACGUCAUUCCUCACUGUUAGCUGCUGCUGCUGGGAACCCAUAGUUUAGUCUUCCCUGGGUUUUUUUUUUUUCCUGCUUUAAGGGCCACUUAGAAGCAAACCCAGGAGGGAAAUGCUGCAUUUACAGUAAUGAUCACCCCCCCCCCCCAAAUUCUCUUAUGCAAGACUUUUGUGAAGCACUUGAAUUAACCUGUUGCAUGUCUGUGAUUUUCCCUGUAUCCUUCUUCUUAUGGAUUUUUCUCACCAGUAGCUCUUCCCUUUGUUUGAUAUUGUAAAUAUCCAGAGAAAUUAUUAGAUUAUAUACACUACUGCACUAUUUAAAAAAGGAAAAAAAAUCUUAGGCUGCUACUGUAAAUCCAAGAACAAGUAAUUUGGGAAUUGAUUUCUUCCUCAGAUGAGGAGUUACACCUUCACAUUUACGACUGUUGAGCCUGCACCUUGUCCUACAAAGGGACAAAAGUAACCAUAAUUGUAAGAGUGAGUUGCUAUGAGCCAACCCAGGCAUGGGCAAGUUUCGUCCCUCCUUCCAAGUGUUUUGGACUUCAACUCCCACAAUUCCUAACAGCCUCAGGCCCCUUCCUUUUCCCCGCUUUCGCUUAAGCGGCUGAGGGGGAAAAGGAAGGGGCCUGAGGCAGUUAGGAAUUGUGGGAGUUGAAGUCCAAAAAACUUGGAAGGAGGGACAAAGUUUGUCCAUGCCUGAUCCAACAUGUUAGACCUAGAUGAUUUCUAUUGAAAUUGCCACGUUUCAACAUGGCUGCUUCCCCUAAAAGGGAGCUACCUACAUCCCUCUACUCUAUUAUUAAUGAAGGACUUUCCUGUAGGUUAGUAGUUAUGACUUCCUCUUUGUGGCCACAGUUGUGUUUCCGAAAAGUACCGAAUGUAUCCGGAAAUUAUUUUACAGGAAUCGAGGGGAUGGGGGAGGGAAGUGCAGAGGAUGUGCAUCCUUUGUCUAUAAAAUGCCAUUGUCCAAAUUUUGCAAUGAAAUGAUUCGAUACAUUUGGAAUUGUGCAUCAUAUUCAGCCAACAAUGUGCUGUCACCUAGAACUCAUUUUUGAUUUGGUACCUUUUGGAAACUAGCUCCACAACCGAGUCCUAUGAAAUGGGAGAUGUAUUACACUUGGUGGCAAUGCUUCUAUUUUGCCCUAAAACAGUGGUUCUCAAUCUGUGGGUCCCCAAGUGUUUUAUUUAUUUAUUUAUUCCAGAUAUUUGUACCCCACCCUUCUCAAACCCCGGGGGGGGGGUGAGGGGGGACUCAGGGUGACUUCCAGCCAGCAACAAUUCGAUGCCCCCAAUGUACACAUAAUAAAAUCCAAUAAUUACAUACAUUUAAAACAUUAAAUCAUAUUAAUUAACUAAAAUCUUGUUCUGUUUCAGUAACAGCCUAGUGGUUUUGGCCUACAACUCUCAAAAACCCCAGCCAGUUUACUAGCUGUUAGGAUUUCUGGGAGUUGAAGGUCAAAACAUCUGGGGAUCCACAGGUUGAGAAUAACUGCCCUAAAAUGAUGGUUAUAGGUGGAAGUAGAAUGGGGAACUUCAGACAUAUAGGCAGUUCCUGGCAACAACCAUUCUUGUCCUCAUCCAAAUAAGCCCAUUUUUCAGAGCUCAGCCACAAUGGGGUUGUAAUACCCUCUGAAACAUUUUGUUAAUUGAUUUAAAUCACCAACACACCCACCGGGUUGGUGCCGCUUGUACAGUCCAGUCACUCUCCUCUUCGAUAUAAGACAUUGGUAAAUAUCCAUUUAAAUGUGACGAGGUUUACAAUAAGUUCACUUUGUUUCUCUAGAUAAAAAGUUGAUAUUUAAACUGCAGAUUAAAUUAGUGUCUUCCUUAACGUUGGUGCAAUUAUUUAAUUAAAUAAAGUCCAAUUAUAUUCACAUGGUUUCCUCAAAAGGAAAGGGUUAUAGUUAUAAUCAUUAAUACAGAUUUUAAUGUUUUUAUACUGUUGAAUGGGCAGUUUUGCUGGAAUAAAGACCUACAUUUCAGUACUUUCCCUGUGCUUCAAUAAAUGUUCUUGAAAUA